AGAUUCCUGCGUCGAAAUGCAUCCACAAGAAUUCCCAUCAACUCGAAUACAAAGGAAACCCAUGCACAAAAGCCUCUUACCAUCUUCACUGCCUAGUUCUACCCCCACUACCGCCGGAAUUCAGGUCGGAGACACAAUGGCCGCCGUCACAACACAAGCUUCAGCCACUGUCUUCCGUCCAUGCGCAUCCAUGUCCAGAUUUCCUACUGGGUCCUCUGGGAAAUUAAACAGAGGACUCAGCUUCAAGUCGAUGGCGCCUUCUUCUUCCUCUUCUACCUCUUUCAAAGUUGAAGCCAAGCAAGGCGAGUGGUUGCCGGGUUUGCCUGCACCGGCUUACCUCAAUGGGAGUCUUCCAGGUGACAAUGGCUUUGAUCCUCUAGGACUUGCAGAAGACCCUGAGAAUUUGAGAUGGUACGUGCAGGCAGAGCUCGUGAACGGACGUUGGGCCAUGUUGGGUGUUGUUGGAAUGCUGUUGCCGGAAGUUUUUACAAAGAUUGGGAUAAUCAAUGCUCCGCAAUGGUACGAUGCAGGGAAAGUUGAGUACUUUGCAUCUUCAUCUACCUUGUUCGUGAUCGAGUUCAUUUUGUUCCAUUAUGUGGAGAUCAGAAGGUGGCAAGAUAUAAAGAACCCAGGAUGUGUUAACCAAGACCCCAUCUUCAAGCAAUACAGCUUGCCUCCACAUGAAUGUGGGUAUCCCGGUAGCAUUUUCAACCCCCUCAACUUUGCUCCCACACUUGAGGCCAAGGAGAAGGAGCUUGCUAAUGGGAGAUUGGCAAUGUUGGCAUUCCUGGGAUUUAUUGUUCAGCACAACGUGACUGGGAAAGGACCGUUUGAAAACCUUUUGCAGCACCUCUCAGACCCAUGGCACAAUACUAUUGUUCAAACUCUCAGGGGCUAGUAGAACGAAAUUUGAAGAUGAAUUUGGGAAUUGCAAUCUUGUUCUUUGCUUUUGUUUCCAUGAGUGAAGGGUUUUUGAAUGUGACUUGAGCAUCCAUUGUAAACAAGGAACCUUCAAUGUACAGGGAACUAAAUAUAACGACUUCUAUUAU
This is a messenger RNA of Rubroshorea leprosula, 1049 nucleotides long. The record is from the annotation of a GenBank genome assembly. NCBI's taxonomy places the organism in Eukaryota, Viridiplantae, Streptophyta, Magnoliopsida, Malvales, Dipterocarpaceae.